Molecule: messenger RNA, 1228 nt
Organism: Xyrauchen texanus (razorback sucker)
Lineage: Eukaryota; Metazoa; Chordata; Actinopteri; Cypriniformes; Catostomidae
Product: G protein pathway suppressor 2-like
Exons: 11
Coding region: 172-1167 (331 amino acids)
Biological process (GO): regulation of transcription by RNA polymerase II
Cellular component (GO): transcription regulator complex
Molecular function (GO): transcription coregulator activity
Source: RefSeq, a predicted model, not a curated record
CAAACCGGAUGUGAAUUAUAAAACUCUCCAGAGGCUCAGCACAAAUAUCAUCGCUUAUCAACAUCACUGGUGAAUUUUUAUAUAGUGGAGAGAGAUUUCUUCGAUAUAAAGAGGAAAGGACUGUGAAUACCAUACAGCAAAGCGAACCUGGCUCCACCACUGCCCGUCACGAUGCCCGCUCUGCUGGAGAGACCAAAGCUGUCCAAUGCAAUGGCCAGAGCCCUGCAUAAACACAUCAUGAAGGAGAGAGAGAGGAAAAGACAAGAAGAGGAAGAAGUGGAUAAAAUGAUGGAACAGAAAAUGAAAGAAGAGGAGGAGAGGAAACGAACUAAAGAAAUGGAGGAAAGAAUGUCGUUGGAAGAGACCAAAGAGCAGGUUAAAAAAAUGGGAGGGAAAUUGCAAGAUUUGCAAGAGGAGAAACAUCAGCUCUUCUUACAGCUUAAAAAAGUCCUUCAUGAGGAGGAAAGGCGACGAAGAAAAGAGCAAAGUGACAUUACGGCAUUGCCAUCAUCAAGUUACCAGUCCACCUUACCUAUGCAUUCAGGACAGCGUCUGCUCAGCAUACAAGGCAGUCCAGUGAGUCACAGUAGAGCUAGUGCUCUUUUAGGGGAGCGCAGUAAACAGUUGUUCCAGACACCUUUGAUUCCUGGCCAUCACUUCUCCAGCCAGCCAGGUUUUCCUCCUGGCUCGUCUGAGUAUGGCCAGUUCUCAGGAAGUUCUGCGGUCCAUGAGCCAUAUGCAGUCACCCAGGCCCAGCACCACUCCUCUUAUGGACCUGCUGUUACUGUGCCCAUCAGCUUUGCAGGCACCAAUCAGAUCAGAGGGACAUCACCAUUCCAGAGCAUGUCGUUCUUGCCCCACCAGCCUCAGGGUUAUGCUGUCCAGAGCCAUUUCUCCUCCCAGCCUGGAUUCAUACCUAGUGCAAGUCUCUCCCUUCAGAAGCAGCUUGAACAUGCUAAUCAGCAGUCUGGCUUCACUGACUCCGCUGCUCUUAGAUCCAUGCAUCCUCAGGCUUUACAUGUAAGUGCAGCUGGACUGCUGCCCAACCAGUCCAUGGCUGUUCAGAUCCCUACAGCAAAGAGUUCACCUCAGCCAGCAUCUCAACACGCCUUCCUCUCUCACGCUCAGGCUGGACAAAGAUUCUAUCACCAUGGCAAACCACAUUAACAACAAAAAUUAUGACUAUUACAAGGUGCCAGUAACAAAUGUCCCAUGUAAUAAAUGUCUG